AUGACCAAGGCGAGGGCAAGACAGAAAGUUGUCCCUGGGAUUGUUGCUUUCGACAGGCCAGCUGGUUCGCCUGAUGACGCUCCUGAAGAGGCAGUCGUCGGACUGGGACCACCUCUUCUUCCACCUAAGGGAGAAACAAGAAAAUUCUCACUAAGGCGGUUAAAGGUAAAGGAUGAUCCAAAUGCGGAGCUGUUAAUUGACCUCUGCAAUAUUCGUAAGAAACUGAACUGGAAAACUAAUAGACCAUCGGAAGACUCCAGACCUGCCAAAAGACCGCGGCUCGAAAGUAUACCGUGUCACGCUCAUCUGACAAUAUGGGAUAACACUCCUGGAUCGAAAACCAAAAGCUCUUUUCGACCUUAUACACGAGAUUGCGAAGUUCUGAAAAGCUGUACUGACUUUGAUGCUGCGGUUGGCGACUUCAUUGAAGUAAAGCUCGAAGAACCUUUUAGGAUUCCAAAACGUGAUCUUCGAGUUGAGGCCUUCGAUAAAGGCGAACGAAGACUUGAUAUGGCUAAGGAGUACUUUAUAGAAAUCAAAAUUCAGCCAACUCGUGACGAUUUGAGAAACUGGCCUCCGAUGAAACUCCUCGGGAAAAGCGAAGGAGACCAAUCAGCCAAGAUGGACAAGUUGGCCAAGAAAACGCUAGAAGGAUGCUUGGUUGCAAGGCAUCGUUCCUUAACACCAGAGUCGCAGACCCCUUUGUCUUUGUUCUUCUAUGCGGAGGGGAUCUGUUUCAAAACAAAGUAUGGUCUGGAAAUUGAUGCAAAGUGGAUGUCUACAGAGGACAUCUCGAGCAUGCCGAAGAAGAGGCAACAGCAAGAGGAUAGCAAGCUUGAGUCUUGGAUGAUGGACGACGAUGGUCUUGUUUUCGGAAAGGUAAAACCGGUCAUACAGAAAUCACAGCCCUCAAAAGCUGUUCCCAGGACUUUGCCAUUGAAAAACGCUCUCACAAACGGGGUUCUUAGUCGAGUCAAACGUACUGUCAAAUACAAAAUAGAGCCCAAUGGAGCGGAGGGACGAUUCAGGAAGUACAGAGAAGCUAAGGUUGAAGGAUUCUCUUGCUACUCUUGCGGAGAUGACUGCUCUAAGACGAUAGAACAACUCCUUGAGCAUCUGCGAUCAGUGCACUACAAGUACGACUAUAUUGUCGAGGAUAUGAAAACAAUCGAAUCUCAGCAGCUGGCGCAUACAGAAAUCAUCAUACGGGUCGCGGACCCCAAUUUCAAGCCGAGAAAGCUAGCACAGAAAACCCCAACUCAACUGGAAUUCGUUGAGGAUACGAGUAAGUACCCUCUGAGUGCUCUACGCAAACAGUAUGGUGGAUUUCUAUCUCCGCAGCAUGUGCCGCCCUGCAGGCCUGCCAUCUACACAAGAAGAAAGUAUCCGAAUACACGUGUCAGUGGUAAGGGAGGAGAAAUGACUUCUGCUUUUACUUCUACAGCGGUCCGGCCAGUUGUCCCUGAAGAUCCAGAUGAAGAGUCUAGGUCAGAGUCAGAGGAUGAGACGGACGAUCGAUGGUUUCUUGGGAAGCACCUCGAAAAGCUCGAUGUUUAUGCUCAUGAACAAAACUGGUUAGAUGCAAGACGUCGCCUGGCAAAGAAAUGGGCAUAUCAUCUUAUGCAUCGAGAGCGCAGUCCUCAUGCUCGGUACAUUAGCGAUUCUCUGAUCAGAUUCGUGCGAAUGGAGAAGCAAUGGAUACUGCGUAAGAGCAAAGAGUGGGCGACUGCCUCGAAUCGUGGCGAUCUAGAAAUGGAAAGCGUUGAAGCCUUGGAGGAAUUUAUGCACGAGCUCAUGAUGAGCCGUGUCAUCAACAGGGCGGUGUGCAAUAAUGUACUAGCACUGCUAGAAGACGACAAGGAAGCAUUACCCUUGCCAGAAGAGGAAAAACACAUCGUUGACCACCAAGCUGCUGCAGCUCUUAAGACAUCGAGACGUCAACAGCGUCGCAACGAAGCUGCACAGAAAUACGAAACUUGCGUGAAAAAGAUUGCGGCCAGCGAUCUUCCAGACGCGUUGCAAAGACGUCUUCACAAGGUGGCCAUAUCAGCUCUACCGCCAAACUUAUGUGGCGCAUGUCAGCAUGAUCUCGAGCAAGGCAACCCAACCGCUGUACGAUGCUCUAGCAUUGCGUGUCCUCUACCAGGCAUCUAUUACCAUAGCCAUUGUGCAGGAUUGAAACGUAUUGGCGAAGCCCAAAAAGCAAGGCAUGGUGAUGGCUCUCUUGCAAGCACAGUGCCGUUUCUAUUAGACGAGCUCUACAAGGCAAGGUCGGAAUGGAAAUGCCAACUGUGUCAGGCCGAGGAGUGA
This is a messenger RNA of Lithohypha guttulata, 2310 nucleotides long. RefSeq lists its product as uncharacterized. The record is from RefSeq and is a predicted model, not a curated record. Bases 1 to 2310 code for a protein of 769 amino acids. NCBI's taxonomy places the organism in Eukaryota, Fungi, Ascomycota, Eurotiomycetes, Chaetothyriales, Trichomeriaceae. The transcript has 2 exons.